CCCCAAUUUUGUGCAUGCUCCUGGAGGCCUAACAAGGGACCGCGUUAUCCUGUGAUAUUUCUUCUGCCGACUGUCUCACUGUUCAUCAGAUAUUUAUUGCAGGCUAUUAUAGUUUCAGGGAGUUGAGAGCCUGUUGAGGAAAUCAUGGCCAAGCAUCAUCCUGAUUUGAUCAUGUGCAGGAAGCAACCAGGAAUCGCCAUUGGCCGGCUUUGUGAAAAAUGCGAUGGCAAGUGUGUAAUUUGCGACUCUUAUGUGCGUCCAUGUACACUUGUGCGUGUGUGCGAUGAGUGCAACUAUGGGUCCUUUCAAGGUCGCUGUGUUAUAUGUGGAGGUGUGGGUAUUUCUGACGCCUAUUACUGCAAAGAGUGCACACAGCAGGAGAAAGAUAGAGAUGGGUGCCCGAAGAUCGUCAAUUUGGGGAGUGCUAAAACGGAUCUGUUCUACGAACGUAAAAAAUAUGGAUUUAAGAAACGAUAAUGAGUACAUUUUUCUUCGAAUGGUUGUAGUUGAAGAUGAUAUCAAUUUUUCACAGAUGAUGUAAAACACCUUGACCAUUUGAACUUGGAGUUAGAAUUUGUGUAUUUGAUUGUGUCGGUAUGUUUUAUGCCUUUUCUUUUUUCA
Molecule: messenger RNA, 621 nt
Organism: Cynara cardunculus var. scolymus (artichoke)
Lineage: Eukaryota; Viridiplantae; Streptophyta; Magnoliopsida; Asterales; Asteraceae
Product: PHD finger-like domain-containing protein 5B
Exons: 2
Coding region: 145-477 (110 amino acids)
Biological process (GO): mRNA splicing, via spliceosome
Cellular component (GO): catalytic step 2 spliceosome; precatalytic spliceosome; U12-type spliceosomal complex
Source: RefSeq, a predicted model, not a curated record